This is a messenger RNA of Caenorhabditis sp. 36 PRJEB53466, 2303 nucleotides long. The record is from the annotation of a GenBank genome assembly. NCBI's taxonomy places the organism in Eukaryota, Metazoa, Nematoda, Chromadorea, Rhabditida, Rhabditidae.
AUGAAUCGGGAUGAGUUCACGAACAAUGGAAGAUAUCGGCACUUCAAGCGCUCCAAUCUGGUACGCUAAAAACUUCAAAAAAUUUUUGGAGAGUUGAUUUCUUUCAGUACAAUGUCGCCAAUAACUGCGCUCCGACGUUGUUGGAGAGUUAUAUGGACGAAAAUCACAAUGGUACUUGAAAAACAGAAAAAAUGCAUUUUCCCGAAAAAUAGUUAUUUUUCAGAUUUCUCAAAUCCAUUCACAGUGAAUCCAUGUCUACUCGCAUCGCUUUCGAUAAAUUCAAAUCAGGUAAAAAUGGUAUUUUCCAAAUUUUAAGGUUAUGUGAAAAUAUAGUUGUUCCCAAGGAUUAUUUCAGCAAGAUCGCCCUCCCCGCCCGCCGUUCUUCACCGCAAAAAUCAGAAAAAUGUCGGGAAAAAGCGGAAAAUCGCAGGAAAAUGCGUCUAAAUUCACCUUUUUGCCACAGGCGGCUCUCGACGAAAACGGCGAAAUUCGCAGUGAUUGGACAGUGAAAACCGUCAUCGACGAGGGCCUUUUAAUGAUUUUCGUUAUGGAUAAGACCGGCUGCCAGUGAGUUUUAUUGAAAUGUUCAAAUGUACUCAUCUAACAAAUGUCCAAAUCUCGCAGUUUUCUGCAACAAGAGCUACCGAGCCUAGAGGCUCCGCACGUGGACGAGCUGGACCGCGCGCGCAUCUACGCGGAAAUUCUGGCGAGUGCGGACCAUUUCCACGCGGUCGCCACCAACAUGUUCGGCAAUUUCUUCCUGCAAAAGCUGAUCGAGCACGCGCGCGCGGCCGAGCAGGACUGCAUCCGGAAGUACCUGACGGCCGACAUUUCCGAGUAUUGUCUGGAUAAAAGCGCGUGUCGGGUGGUGCAGACGGCCCUCGAACGGAUGAAGCCGAAGCACGCGGACCUGCUCGUGGAGGCCAUUCCGCGCGACGAGAACCUCCGAGCCAUCUGCACCGAUCAGAACGCGAACCAUGUCAUUCAGAAGGUCGUCCGGAAGAUACCGCCCAAGAAAUGGGAAUUCAUCGUCGACUUUAUCACCGAGGAAAAGGACGUCAUUGCCGGUGAAUUCGACGAUUGCUUGAAUACCUUUUAAAAAUUAAAAAUGUUAGCAGAACUGGAUGCGGUGCCGAACAAUCUGAUGGACAUUUGCACGGACAAGUACGGUUGCCGCGUCGUUCAGACGAUCAUCGAGGUGCUAGGCGGUGCCGAGACGGGCGAGUUCGACAAGCUUCGCCCUCUCCACAGAAUUAUGCAAAGCAUUAUAUGCAGGUCAGAAUUGAUCGAAUUUGUGUUCUACCGUAAAUACUGUAAUAGACGAGACUAUGUAUCCCGCCUAUGGAGGUAUCGAAAAGUUGUCGGCUGGUAAAAUGUACAGAAUGUCUGUCUUACUGAACAUUUCAUCAGUUGACAACUUUUUGAUACCUACACCGGCGGCUAUAUCGUUUUGAAUGAACAAUGUUAGAGUGCCCGUCAAUUACAGUACUUGCGGAAUGUAGAACAACUGUAAUUUGUCUCUUAAAGGUGCAAAGCGCUGACGUCAAACGAAUUCGCCAACUACAUCAUCCAACACAUCAUCGAAACGCCGGGAAUACUCAGCGAGUACCGAAAUGCGAUCAUCGAAAAGUGUCUGCUCACGAACCUUCUGUCGAUGUCUCAGGAGAAGUACGCGUCGCACGUCGUCGAAAGAGCCUUCACCUUCGCCCCGUUGCCCUAUCUGGCCGAAAUGAUGGACGAGAUUUUCGACGGAUAUCUACCCCAUCCGUACGCACCUUUUUUGACGAUUUUCUCUGGGAAUUGUCUGGAAAAUGUUUCAGCGAAACCGGAAAAGACGCUCUGGACAUAUUGAUGUUUCACCAGUUUGGCAACUAUGUCAUUCAGAGAAUUCUUCACAUUUGCUGCUCUUCCGUUCUCGAUAAUAGGUCAGUUUUGGUGUUGAAAUCUUGACAAUUUCCUAAAUAAAACUUUUCUUCCAGACUUUUCUGCAAAGAGACACUAAUUGACGGCGUCGAGUGCGAUCUGAAGUUCAACGAGUGGCUCCGGAAAUUGUCGGCAAGAGCCAGAAAAGAGAAGCUCCGGUUGAGCAGGUUUAAAAAAAAUUGUUUUCCUUUAAAAGAACAUUUUACAGAUUCUCGUCGGGCAAAAAAAUUCUGGAAAUUCUGGAGACGAUGAACACGCCGUACGAGCUGGAACCCCGUCGUCAUCGUCAUUUAGGCCCCGCCCACGCAAUGUUUGUGCCGAGCGCCCAGGAAUUUGCGAAUAUCGAUGAAGACGACGAUUUCUUUGCGAAAUUUGAUUAA